This is a messenger RNA of Aspergillus japonicus CBS 114.51, 1750 nucleotides long. It is a transcript of the gene rvb1, whose product is annotated as RuvB family ATP-dependent DNA helicase pontin. The transcript is spliced from 4 exons. The record is from RefSeq and is a predicted model, not a curated record. Bases 190 to 1566 code for a protein of 458 amino acids. Gene Ontology annotation, molecular function: ATP binding; DNA helicase activity; ATP hydrolysis activity. Gene Ontology annotation, biological process: box C/D snoRNP assembly; chromatin remodeling; regulation of transcription by RNA polymerase II. Gene Ontology annotation, cellular component: Ino80 complex; NuA4 histone acetyltransferase complex; R2TP complex. NCBI's taxonomy places the organism in Eukaryota, Fungi, Ascomycota, Eurotiomycetes, Eurotiales, Aspergillaceae.
UGCUCAGCAUCAUCCAUACCAAAACCGACCGUUUGUUUCUCUUCAUUCCUCCUAAUCCCAUCGUCCUUACUUGUGAGCUCCGUUCCGUCAGCUCUUCGCAGCCCAUCUUCUCAAUCCUCAAUCCCUAUUCCUCGACUUUUCCGUUCGCUUCCUCUGUGGCCUUCCGAGUAAGGUCGCAAUCCCUUCACCAUGGUCCAGAUCAGUGAAGUGAAGGGCAAUUCGCGCGAGAACAGAACCGCAGCGCACACGCACAUCAAGGGCCUCGGUCUUCGGCCAGACGGAACCGCAGAGACCACCGGCGAUGGAUUUGUCGGGCAAGAUGCUGCCCGUGAGGCAUGCGGUGUUGUUGUUGAUCUGAUCAAGGCGAAGAAGAUGGCUGGCCGUGCCGUGCUGUUGGCCGGUGGUCCUGGUACGGGCAAGACAGCUCUCGCUCUUGCUGUAUCGCAGGAACUGGGAACCAAGGUCCCAUUCUGCCCCAUCGUCGGCAGUGAGAUCUACUCUGCCGAAGUGAAGAAGACGGAGGCGCUGAUGGAGAAUUUCCGGAGAGCAAUUGGUCUCCGUGUCCGCGAAACCAAGGAAGUGUACGAAGGCGAAGUGACGGAGCUCACGCCCGAGGAGGCCGAGAACCCAUUGGGGGGAUACGGACGGACGAUCAGCCAUUUGAUCAUCGGACUGAAGUCCGCCAAGGGCACGAAGAAGCUGCGCCUGGACCCCAGCAUCUACGAGGCCAUCCAGAAGGAGCGUGUCACGGUGGGAGACGUCAUCUACAUCGAAGCCAACACCGGCGCUUGCAAGCGUGUGGGACGCUCCGACGCAUAUGCGACCGAGUUCGAUCUGGAGGCGGAGGAGUACGUCCCGGUCCCCAAGGGCGAGGUUCACAAGAAGAAGGAAAUCGUCCAGGACGUGACGCUACACGAUCUCGAUAUGGCCAACGCCCGGCCGCAAGGCGGACAGGACGUGAUGAGCAUGAUGGGCCAGCUGAUGAAGCCCAAGAAGACCGAGAUCACGGACAAGUUGCGUCAGGAGAUCAACAAGGUCGUCAACCGCUACAUCGACCAAGGUGUUGCCGAGCUUGUCCCUGGUGUUCUUUUCAUCGACGAGGUCCACAUGCUCGACAUCGAAUGCUUCACGUAUCUCAACCGGGCCCUCGAAUCCACCAUCUCCCCGAUCGUCAUCCUCGCCUCCAACCGCGGCCACACCGUCAUCCGCGGCACGGACGAUAUCUCGGCCGCCCACGGCAUCCCCCCCGACCUCCUCGCCCGUCUCCUCAUCAUUCCCACUCACCCCUACACCCACGACGAGAUCAAGACCAUCAUUCGCCUGCGCGCGAAGACGGAAGGCAUCACCAUCACUGACCCGGCCUUGGACAAGGUUUCGGAGCACGGCAGCAAGGUCAGCUUGCGCUACGCCCUGCAAUUAUUGACCCCUGCCAGCAUCCUUGCCCGGGUCAACGGCCGGCCGGGUGGCAUCGAAGAGGCCGACGUGGCUGAGGUCGAAGAUCUCUUCAUCGAUACCAAGAGAAGUGCUUUGAUCGUCAGCCAGGACGACGACAAGUUCCUGAAAUAGAUAAUCCAAACCGAGUGGUGCCUUUGUGAUCGGAGUUUAAUGAACGUGAGCUUUUCUGGGUCUGGCCUAAUCCUUGUCUUUCUUCUUUUAUCAUGUACUUCGACCGACAGAUGGAGUGGAACGAUCCAUAUGAAAAUCUAAAAAUUCUAAGCUUAAUUGGCAACCUAACAUACCUGCCUGUCAU